ACGAAACUGCUGAGAAACGAUUCGAUUAGUCGCUCGAAGAAAGUCGGAAGAAGAAAAAGUGUUUUUAAAUAUAGCUGCAGUAAAAUUUAAAAAUUUUGGGUGCAUUUCCUCUCAGAUUGCACUAUUUUAAUCGACCUAAACAAAGGAUUCGCCGCAGAAACGCAAGCAGGCAAAAACGCUGAAAACAUUUCAAGUGCAUCGCGAUAAGUGACGGUAAUUUUCUUCGGAAAUAAUAGCCCAUAUACAUAUUAGUUACCGGCGUAGUGUGUGUGUGCUGAAUUUUGAAAAAGGAAAGAAAUCAGUGGAGUGAAUGAAAAUAUUAUUUCCUAACUUCCAGUCCUAAUUUAUAUGAAAGUUAAAAAACAAUUGCAUUCAAGUGUUUGUAUUGUGUGCAGCAGAGGCAAAAAUAUAUCAAACAACAAGCUGAGUUGAAGCUUAGGCAAAAGCGGUGAAUAUCCUUAUAAAUUUCUUUGUGUAGUAUAAUACAAUCAAAUUGCCAAAGUCAUCUAUUGACUGUUUAAGCUACCAUCAAGAUGGCGUGGCGCUUUAAAGCAUCCAAAUACAAGAAUGCCGCACCGAUCGUCCCGAAGCCGGAGGCAUGCAUACGUGACAUCUGUGUGGGAUCGUAUCAGACCUUCGGCAAUAAUAUUGCGGCUUCAGCCGCUUUUAUGGCUUUCAAUUGGGAACACACGGGUUCGAGUGUUGCUGUGCUACCAUUGGACGAUUGCGGACGUAAAAGCAAAAUAAUGCCAUUAUUACAUGGUCAUACAGAUACUGUGACUGAUUUAGAAUUCUCACCCUUUCACGAUGGGCUCUUGGCCACAGCGUCACAAGAUUGUCUCGUUAAAAUCUGGCAUAUACCGGAAAAGGGUUUGGAGGCAUCACUCUCUGAUCCCGAAUGUGUGUUUUCCCACAAGCAACGUCGUGUAGAGACAGUCGGGUUUCAUCCUACUGCUGAUGGUUUGCUACACUCCACCGCUGUUGGUUGUGUCACACUCUUCGAUAUAACAACACAAAAGGAACUUUUCUCUAAUAAUGAACAUCCCGAGGUCAUACAGUCGGUAAGCUGGAAACAGGAUGGCACAACACUUGCUACCAGCUGCAAGGAUAAGAAUGUGCGCAUAUUGGAUCCACGCAUCGCUGACUCACCCAUACAAAUGGUCGCAGAGUCACAUCAAAGUAUUAAGGACUCGCGUGUCGUGUGGUUGGGCAACCAGACGCGUAUACUGACCACCGGUUUCGAUUCGGCACGUUUGCGUCAGGUUAUCAUACGUGAUUUGCGUAACUUUUCAGUGCCGGAGAAGACAUUGGAACUCGAUUGUUCCACCGGUAUACUUAUGCCACUGUACGAUCCCGACACAAAUAUGUUAUUCCUUGCUGGAAAGGGUGACACAACCAUUAAUUAUCUGGAAGUGAGCGACAAAGAUCCCUACCUGACUGAAGGUCUACGUCACACCGGCGAACAGACCAAAGGUGCUUGUUUGGUACCAAAGCGCGCGCUUAAAGUAAUGGAAGGCGAAGUGAAUCGUGUACUGCAGUUAACUUCCAACAUGGUUAUACCCAUUAUGUAUCAGGUGCCACGCAAGACUUAUCGUGAUUUCCACAGCGAUCUCUACCCGGAAACCACGGGCUAUAAGACCGAACUCACGGCCAGCGAAUGGUUCGGUGGCGCCAAUAUGCCUGUGCCAAAGAUGAGUUUGGAUCCCGCAAAGCGUGAAUUGGGCGACUCACCCAUAAUUGUACAUCGUGGUAAUUUGAGUGAUUUAAUUAAAAAUAUAGAAAACAAAAAACUAUGCAACAAAACACCAACCCUAAAAUCGCCUAACAAUGCGAUGGUCUCAAGCAAUGUGUUGCAACAACAACGCAACGGUAAACAUUUCUCAAUGAAAACAAGCAUAGAAAAUGAAAAGGACGAUAGCGAAAAAGCGCGUUUGCACGAGAACAACGCCAGCGAAACGGAAAAAGCUGAGGAGCAAGUUGGAACCGUGGGAUUUACUAAAUCCGAAUUGCUACGUAAAUUCGACAACAAAUAUAAAACUGAUUCGGAGAAGGAUGGCAAAGAUACGGAGUUGAUGCGACGCUUUAGUCGCGAAUCACCUGCUGAUGAGUCAACAGGCAGCAGUGAGGAUGCCUCUAUGGCAAAUGCGGCCGAUUUAUCAUCGCCACAGCAGCAACAGCGUGAACGCGAGGGCAGUAGUGGCAGCGUUGGUAGCGGUGUAACCUCACCACCGCGUCCGAUGCCGCGUACGUCGCGUAAUAAUUCUCUAGGCGAUGCAGCCACAACUGCCGCACUCGCCAGUGGUGGUAGUGGUGAUGAGGUUAUGCCGCGACCACGUCCACGCACUACGGCUGCAGCCGCUUACAAGCCACGCCUUGGACCCAAACCAUUUUCCAGCAAUUCCGGCGAUGUUUCGUUCGACAAAGUCUUCGCUGUGCCAGUUGCUCCUGGUUCGCAGGAAAAUAUACAUCAUGCUUCUACAGCAGGUUCGGCUGACAAUGGUGGCGAUAGUUUUGUUGCGCCAGCACCACCGGCCCCAGUGCCGGCCAUAACACCAAACAAACCCGAUCUGAUUGUGGAGAUCGAAAUUAAAAAACCCAAUGCUGAUAAUGGCGGCGACAGCAGCGUACAGAAAUCUCUGUCGACUUCCGAGCGUCGCAAGUCCUCGGCUGAUGCUGAUGAAUCGCCCGAUAAGAUUUUCGAGCAAACACAUUCGGAGUCUUCGGAGAACUCUACGGAAGGUGAUGAUAAGCCUGAUGCGGAAUUGCGUCGUUUCUCGGCUGCACGAAACAGUAUUGCCGAAAGGCGACGCUUGUAUGAGAGUCGUUCGAAGAGUACGGUCGAGGAGAAAUCGCAAUCGCCAGUGCCACUUCGUCGCGAACUCUCCAAGGGUGAACCGUUUAAACCACAACAACAAGCCAAUUUGGUCACACCAACAGCCGAUGUCAAACGUAUUUCUGCACCCGAGGGUAAACUCUUAGAGGAGCGUCGUCGCAAUGUCACAACCACGGUGGAUGGUGGCGCUGCCAUUAAAAAGUCUGCAACUGAAGCGGCAAUAACCACCACACAUAAACGCACCUCGACCGUUUUCGGCAAAGUUUCGAAAUUCCGUCAUCUAAAAGGUACGACCGGUCACAAAUCCACACACAUUGAGAAUCUACGCAAUCUCAGUCGUCAGAUACCAGGUGAAUGUAACGGCUUUCAUGCCAACCACGAACGUGUCGCUGUGCCCUUAUCGGGUCCUGGCGGUAAAAUUGCCAUAUUCGAGUUAAGCCGUCCGGGUCGUCUACCCGACGGUGUCAUACCUUCCUUGGUUAACGGCAGCAACAUAAUGGAUUUCCAAUGGGAUCCAUUCGAUUCGUCACGUUUGGCUGUGGCCUGCGACGAUGGUAUAGUUAAGUUGUGGCGUAUACCAGAAGGUGGACUCAAUGAGCCAACAAACACGCCGGAACGUGAACUUAUUGCACAUUUGGAUAAGAUUUACUUUAUACGCUUUCAUCCGUUGGCCGAAGAUGUGCUCUUGACGGCCAGUUACGAUAUGACAAUUAAAUUGUGGGAUUUACACACUUUGGAAGAAAAAAUACUAUUAACCGGUCACACCGAUCAGAUAUUCGAUUUGGCCUGGAGCCCUUGCGGUAAGAUGGCCGCCACUGUGUGCAAAGAUGGCAAAUUACGUGUCUACAAUCCACGCAAGUCGGAGACGCCCAUACGUGAAGGCAACGGUCCGGUGGGUACGCGAGGUGCGCGUAUCACUUGGGCGCUGGAGGGUCAAUAUAUCGUCUGCACUGGCUUUGAUAAAGUUUCUGAGCGCCAGAUAAGCGUUUACAAUGCACAAAAGCUGAAUGCACCACUGAAUACGGCCAGUCUGGAUGUCUCACCAUCCAUACUGAUACCUUACUAUGAUGAGGACAGUUCGACAUUGUUUGUGACGGGCAAAGGUGACUCGACCAUUUACUGCUAUGAGAUUACAGAUGAGGAGCCAUACAUUUGUCCUUUAUCGCAUCAUCGCUGCACUUCACUGCAUCAAGGUUUGAGUUUUCUCACCAAAAAUCAUUGUGACGUUGCGAGUGUGGAAUUUUCGAAAGCGUACAGAUUAACUAACACGACCAUUGAACCGCUGAGUUUCACUGUGCCACGCAUUAAGAGCGAACUAUUUCAAGACGAUCUUUUUCCGCCAACACGCGUCACAUGGCAGCCCACACUGUCUGCGGAUGAAUGGUUUGCAUGCAACGAUAGGAAAGCGACUAAGUUGAGUCUGCAGCCUGAGGGCAUGGAAGCCUUAUCAUCAAUUCAGCAAGUCGCCCCCGCUAAGAAGAUAGAGCAUGCGGGCAAUGGCAGUAGUGGCGGCGCAAUGACUCGAGCGGAAUUCGAGAAGAAUAAACAACAAGAGAUUCAAAAGUCAGUCAGUGCCCGCUUGGAGUACAAUACCAAACUGGAGCAGGACGACAUGGAAGGUGUGGAUGAAAAUGAGUGGCAAGAGGAUUAAAUAUUUUGUCAAAAGCAAAAAAAAAGCAAAACCAGUCAGUGUGCAACUAAGCGCUGGCACUUAGCAGUAUAUUACAUUAAGUUAAUGUUUAUGAGCGUAAAUGAGUAUGAAGCGUGCAUACCAUUAGAAUAACUUUUAUAUGUAUGCAAAGACAUACAGACAAAUAUAUAUAUUUUUUAAAUAUAUUUAGAAAUUAUAUUCGUUUUCACAGUACAUUCUCAGUCAGAACAUUCGAAGCAUUUAUAGUUACAAGCAACAGUAUAACGUCAAAUAAUUAUGCUGACAAAGAAAUUUCAUACACCACUUCCAAUAGGAAUUGCUACGAUAUUCGAAAAAAAAUCAAUCAGUUAUAUUAAAAACUAAACACUUCCAGGGACCAAAUUUACAUUACAAUACAAAAAGAACAAAGGUAUAUAACGCAAAAGACUGCAUAUAACUGUAUUUUAGUUAGUUGGAAGAUAUUUAUGUGAACCGUGAACUUCCUUUUUUUUAUAAACUAAAUUUAUAAUUAAUGAAACUUAAGCAUAUUUUUAUUAAUACUCAAUAUUUGCCAAAAAAGAAAUUCGAACACCAACUCGAUGCUAACAUUCCACAAGAAAAAUUAACUAUUAAAUAUGUUUUUUAAUGAUUUAUAAACGCGUUGUUUACUAAAAAAAAGCGAAAUAUGUUAAACUGAAAUUUGAGGUUAUAAUUGAGAAUUUUUUGUAUUUACGACUUAACGGAAAAUUGGAGAAGACAUUCGACUAUCGUAUUUAGUUUUAUUUGAAGGAAAGUGUCUAAUUAAAACUGUUGCCAUAAGACAUGCAAAUUCCUCUCGAUUAUUUACAAAUAUUUAAUGACUAUAAUUAAAUGGAUAUAUUUAUAUACAUGUAUGUGUAGUGGAUAUACCGUGAAAUAUGCAUCCAUACAUACCGUAAUUAAGGCAUACAAAUUUAUGUAAUCUAUUUUAUAACUGAUAACUAAUGGAUAAACUAAUGAAAUGAUUAUGAUGAUUAUUAUGAUAAUGACAAAGCUGAUGUGACAACUUUUUUCUCUUUAACAUACACACAUAUGUAUUUAUGUUUAUUAUCUUAUAUAAUGAACUGUAAAUUAAUAAUUUAUAAUAACAUAAACUACAAAAACAUGACAAAUUAUGUUACAAAGAAAACUUUUGCUCUCUAGUCUUCGGGUAAAGAAUAUAUAUGCAUAUAUAUUUUUUUUGGAAAUUUAAAAACUUUCUGCUGCACUACUCGUAAAUACUACCUUCAAACAAUCAAGCGAUAAAUGAACCGUUCAAUAUACAACUUUCAGCGGCAACAUUACUUGUCUGUAAUAUUUUAUGGGUAUUGUGCUUCAUAAGGGGUAGGAAGAGAGUAUAGACAUAGUUGAAAUAAAAAGUGCACAAAAGCCGCUUGAAAUUUAA
This is a messenger RNA of Bactrocera dorsalis (oriental fruit fly), 5886 nucleotides long. RefSeq names its product coronin-7 (gene pod1). Lineage: Eukaryota; Metazoa; Arthropoda; Insecta; Diptera; Tephritidae. The transcript has 14 exons. Bases 534 to 4484 code for a protein of 1316 amino acids. Gene Ontology annotation, molecular function: protein binding. The record is from RefSeq and is a predicted model, not a curated record.